AUGAACCUCUCUUCAGAGAAGCUUUCUACUGACUAUGAAGAACGCUUAAUCAGAAUAGCUAAAGUCAAAGCCAUGAAGAAAACCAUGAGGUUUCCUAAGUCAUCUAAGAAAGAGGAAGCAGAAGCAAAGCCUGAAGAGGAUCACUACUGUGAUAUGCUGUGCUGUAAAUUCAAAAAACCUCCACUGAAAAAGUACAUGACCUAUCUAAAGCUACCAGACAGCAUAGAUUCAUACACAGAUCGCCGUUAUGUAGCAUGGCUCAUGCUUGUGACGGUGGCCUAUAACUGGAAUUGUUGGUUUAUCCCCCUUCGCUUUGUGUUUCCAUAUCAAACUCCAAGUAAUACAAUAUACUGGUUUGCCAUAGACAUCAUCUGUGAUAUCUGCUACCUGUGUGACCUGCUGGUUUUCCAGCCCCGAGUGCAAUUUUUAAGAGGUGGAGAUAUAAUAGUAAACAAAGUGGAAAUGAAGAAAUUCUAUCACAGCACUAUAAAGUUUCGGCUCGAUUUGAUAUCAGUAUUGCCAUUUGACGUUUUAUACUUCUUCUUUGGAUUCAACCCAGCAUUUAGAGUAAAUAGGAUGCUAAAGCAUAACACAUUCUUUGAGUUCAAUGAUCGUUUGGAAGCUAUCCUGGACAAAGCGUACAUCUACAGGGUUAUUCGAACCACUGGAUACUUGCUGUUUAUCUUGCACAUUAAUGCAUGCUUGUAUUAUUGGGCUUCAGACUAUGAAGGACUUGGCAGUACUAGAUGGGUGUAUGAUGGCCAAGGAAACAUGUACCUGAGGUGUUACUACUGGGCAGUUCGUACUUUAAUCACCAUCGGUGGCCUUCCAGAACCACAAACACUGUUUGAGAUAGUUUUUCAACUGCUGAAUUUUUUCUUGGGUGUCUUCGUCUUCUCCAGCUUAAUUGGUCAGAUGAGAGAUGUAAUUGGAGCAGCUACAGCAGGACAGAACUACUACCGUUCCUGUAUGGAUAACACUGUCUCUUAUAUGAACACAUACUCAAUUCCAAAACUGGUUCAAAAUCGUGUUCGAACCUGGUAUGAAUACACAUGGGACUCUCAGGGAAUGCUGGAUGAAUCAGAAUUACUGGAGCAGAUGCCAACCAAAAUGCAAUUAGCCAUUGCGAUUGAUGUGAACUUUGCCAUUGUCAAUAAAGUUGACCUAUUCAAAGGGUGUGACACUCAGAUGAUAUAUGACAUGCUGCUAAGACUGAAAUCCAUUGUGUACUUACCUGGUGAUUUUGUCUGCAAAAAGGGAGAAAUUGGCAGAGAGAUGUAUAUCAUCAAACAAGGUGAAGUUCAAGUCCUUGGAGGCCCUGAUGGCACGAAAGUCCUGGUUACACUACGAGCAGGAGCUGUAUUUGGGGAGAUCAGCCUAUUAGCCGCAGGUGGAGGAAACCGACGGACUGCCAACGUGGUGGCUCACGGUUUUGCCAACCUUUUCAUUCUAGACAAGAAAACACUCAAUGAAAUCUUGGUGCACUAUCCUGACUCAGAAAAACUUCUGAUGAAGAAAGCAAAGGUGUUGCUGAAAGAGAAGGGGAAACCUCCUCCUGGACCACCGGUGCAGCAGCCCCGGGGCUUGGCCAGUCUGUUUGGGCAGAAACAGGAAACUCCAAAACUGUUUAAAGCGAUGUUUGGAGCUAAAGGAAAAGGAGGCCUUGCUAAACUGCUGCAGCUGAAGAGAGAACAAGACAUUCAGGAACACGAAGCUGAAGCAGAGAAGACUGAAAAAGAGGAGAAAAAACAACCAGAGCCUGCAGCCCCAUCUGCACCCCCUCCGCAAAAGGAAGAGCCAGAAGCAGACACUAAGCCUAAACCACGUGCGGUUAUGCACAGAGGAACCACUAAUGAGUCUCUGAUCAUCACUAUGUCUCCAUCCCCCAGAGCUGAAGAAGGAGAGAUCCUUAAAGUCGAAGCUAAAGAGAAGAAAAAUAAAUAG
This is a messenger RNA of Gallus gallus (chicken), 1944 nucleotides long. It is a transcript of the gene CNGB3, whose product is annotated as cyclic nucleotide gated channel subunit beta 3. Gene Ontology annotation, cellular component: intracellular cyclic nucleotide activated cation channel complex; photoreceptor outer segment; plasma membrane. The transcript has 15 exons. Gene Ontology annotation, molecular function: intracellularly cGMP-activated cation channel activity; protein-containing complex binding; intracellularly cAMP-activated cation channel activity. Gene Ontology annotation, biological process: monoatomic cation transmembrane transport. NCBI's taxonomy places the organism in Eukaryota, Metazoa, Chordata, Aves, Galliformes, Phasianidae. The record is from RefSeq and is a predicted model, not a curated record. The coding region runs from base 1 to 1944 and encodes 647 amino acids.